Prorocentrum cordatum is the source of this 1549-nucleotide messenger RNA. Lineage: Eukaryota; Dinophyceae; Prorocentrales; Prorocentraceae. The record is from the annotation of a GenBank genome assembly.
AUGGAGGUCCCCGCUGCUGAUAGCAAUGUUCGGAAUGCCGAUGUCCCCCCAGAGGCAGCCGCAGAACAGCCUGCGGCUGCCGCUGGUGGUAGCGGGGACGCUGACGCUGUUUCGUCGAACUCUUCGUCAAGCGAGGAGGAAGACGACGUGGCCAUGUCAGAGGCCGAGGGCGACUCCAGCGCAGAUGAAGAUGAGGGCGCAGCCCACACGUCAGCCCGUGGCAGAUGCGGCCAGUUCGUCUGGCCGUGCCCGCGCGAGUAUCCCUCGCAGCUGGAUGAGCGCGAGGCUGAGCCCAAACUGAUCGAAUCGCGUGCUCCGCGGCGUCGCCGGCGGAAGUGGCUGAAACCAGAGGACAUGUCGAAACAGGAGGUGGGCAAUGCGUUCAAGAAGGCGUGCAAAAAGCUAGGGCAGGGCCCCAACUUGGAGAAGGUCCACGUCUUCUCCGAGCCGCACAAGCGCUGGAAGAAGGGCACGGUCGCGAGGGAGAAGCACAUGCACAUCGUGUUCAAAUUCAAGGAGCCCUUCGCGCACCAGCGGCUCCAGCGAGAGCUGUCCCAGCAGCAUGGCAUCCGCGGGCACUUCUCCUUCAACCUGACGGGGUGCGCCGACUACCUGGGGUACUGCUUGAUCGAAUCGAGGAAGAAGCUUUUGGCCGACAUCGAUCGGGAUCCAUGGUCGUGGCCGCCGAUUCCUGUCGAACGCCUCCUGAAGUUAGCCGAGAAUCCCUCGGCGCAGAUGGAGGGCCGCCUCGGCGUGAGCAAACCUGGCCGAAAGAGGUCUCUCUUGACGUUCUCGGAGAUCACGGACGCUUUCGUGGAGGCGAACGUCGUGACCGAGAAGGGCGCAUGGGCCCUGGCGAAGCAGCGCAAGGUAGACGGGGACGUCACCCUGUACAACACGCUGGGCAAGGAGAACGUGCGGAAAUUGAUCGGCAAGGUGCGGCAGGCUUGGAACCCCGAGCAGAUCUCCGAAGGCACUCUGGUCCAGAGCCCAGAGUUCGAUCUGGGAAGGUUCAUCCCCGUUGGCUCUGUCGGUCCUGGGGUGUCGCGGUGGGCGGCUGGUGGCUGGAAGUCCACGGCGCUCGUCUUGCGCGGGCCUGGUGGCUUGGGCAAGACGGAGUUUGCCUGCGCCUUGAUGCACAUGGUCGCUCCCGCGAAGGCUUUCCAUUUCCUCAACAAGACUGACCGCCUCCGGGACGUGGAUUUCUUCCCAGGGCAAGGGGUGGUCAUUGACGAGAUGUGCCUCUGGGAGCGGGACAUCGACGACGUCAAGGCGCUCGUCGACGUCAAGAAGUUGCGGGACGUCUCGUGCCGCAACCGGGAUGGCGCGAUCCCGCAGGGCACGCCGCGCAUUUUUACCACUAAUUGGUCCUGGUGGGACUUCUGGCCCCCCGCAGUCGCCUUGCCUGCCCACGCCGCCCCGAUUAGUCGACGGGUGGAGUGGGUGGAGGUCGCGGAGGACCUCCGCGCGGGCGUCGCCCUGCCACCUGAUGGGCCAGACGUGCCCAGCAGGCCCGAGGGCGGCCCCGUGCUUCCCGUUUCGCAGCCGG